Molecule: messenger RNA, 2061 nt
Organism: Daktulosphaira vitifoliae (grape phylloxera)
Lineage: Eukaryota; Metazoa; Arthropoda; Insecta; Hemiptera; Phylloxeridae
Gene: Rad9
Product: cell cycle checkpoint control protein RAD9A
Exons: 6
Coding region: 245-1534 (429 amino acids)
Biological process (GO): DNA replication checkpoint signaling; DNA repair; cellular response to ionizing radiation
Cellular component (GO): checkpoint clamp complex
Source: RefSeq, a predicted model, not a curated record
GUAAUCAUUGUCGUAGACGUUUUUCGAUAAAAAUUUGAAUUUUUUUUUGUUUUAAAUUAAUUAAAUUACCUAAUAUUUUUAAUGUGUAAAAAGGUCUUAAGAAAUUCAGUACUUUUGAGAAUUGUACUGAUCUGUUGUUGCUGAAAAUUUUUUAAUGAUCUAAAAAUAUGUAGAAAAAUAAGAUAGUAUAUUUAUUUAUAAUCAACUAGUAUUGCUGAUUUAUUUUUAUUUCGAUCAAUUAGCAAUGAAGUGUGUCAUACCCAAGCAAAAUUUAAAAAUUCUAUCACGGGCAUUAAAUACUAUGUGUAGGAUUGGUGAAGAUUUGUAUAUUGAACCUAACUCUACUCAACUUGUCAUGCAUACCACAAAUAGUUGGCAUACAGUAUAUGCAUGGUUUACAUUUGAUUCAUCAUUUUUUUCUAGUUAUUAUUUUACUGAAGAUGAUGAACAAAAUAGUGAAAAUUCAUUGAAAUGUAAAAUUUCUCUUAAGUCUUGUAUUAUGAUAUUUAAAUCUCCUCAUCUUGCCCGAUGUUUGGAAUCUUGUCAUAUAGAAAUCAAAAAUAAUGUAGACAAUAUAACUAUACAAUUACGUUAUUCUAAUUUUUGUAUAAAAACUCAUUUGAUUCCAGUACUAGAAUAUUCAGCAUUGCAAGUUAAUCAAAAUGUAGAAUCAUCAUAUCUUCUCUGCAUUGAUUCUAAAGCAUUAUCAGCUGCUGUAAAACAUUUUCAGAAUAAUGAAACAGAUAUUACUAUGGAAGUAACAUCUGAAAAAGUCUUAUUAAGAAGUCACCCUGAAUCAUGUCGAGAUAUAAGAAAAAUGUUACGAACUGAAUUGAGUUUGCAAUCAUCAGAAUUUGAAGUAUAUGAUGUUGGUAAUGGAAGUUGUGUAACAUUUUGUUUAAAAGAAAUUCGACCAUUAUUAGCGUUUGCUGAACACAUAUCCAUUCCAGUAUCAAUUCGUUUCAGUACCCCUGGAAUGCCUAUGGUGUUUGGACUUAAAAAUGGCUUGACUUUUGAAGGACAGUACAUUUUAUCAACAAUGACUGAUAAUUUACUUACGGGUAAUGGUGGUUCUUUACCUAUUAGAAUUAAUGUAAAUGCUAUUGAAAAUACUCAAAGUAGUGAUGGAAGACAUGAAAAUAAUUUACCAAUUAAUCAUCAUACUCAGUUAGGUAAUUCACAUUUACGCACACCUAUGCGUGUUCAAGUAGAAUACCCGGAUAGUAUAUCUAGGAAAAGACGUAUACAAUCAAUUAGUGAUCAGCCAUCAAAAAAAUUUAACCCAAAUUCAAAAUCUAUUUUUGAACAAAAUUGUAUUGAUGAUGAUGAUGAACUAUUGUCUCAAAUUGUUGAUUUUCCAGUGAAUGAUGUACCCAGUGUAUCCGGUGUAAAUGAUGGCCAUUUAACACUUGGUCUGUCUGAAACCGGUCGUGUGUUUGCAAGGUGCUUAACUUUGCCAUUAAUAGAAAAAUCGCCAAAAAAAGGGAAAGUAAUUGUUUAUGAUUCAGAUGGAUUAGGAAGUGAAUCCGAAUAAACUAAUUAAUAGUCUAUUUUUAUGUACAAAUUAUUUUACAUAAAUAUAUAGAUUGAGUUAUAAAUAUAAAUAUAUGUUUUCAGUUGUAUCUAUUGUAUAUUUGUUAUCAAUUUGUUAUGUUUCAUUGAUUUUUAUUUUUUUCUGUUUAUACUACUAUAAUGUAUAAAUAUGACCAAUACUCAUUGCAGCAAUGGUAUAUCUAAUUCAUUAGAUGAUUAAUUUAAAAAAAUAAAAACUGUUACAAUUAAAUAAUAUAAACUACUAUAAAAUCAUAAAAGAAAUUAUUCAAUUGUUAAUAUAUAUUGUAUAAAUACUUGAUUGCAAUGACUAAAUAAUGUAAUGCAUUAUUUGAUCUGAAAUGUAAGCAUAGAUGUAAAUAAGAGAAAACUGGGGAUAUUAACCACUUCCCCAGAUAAAGAAUAACAAGAACUAUGGAACUAUAAUGGAAAUUAUAUAUACAGAAUGAUUCAUUUAUUAUAAACCACACAAUGUAUCUUAAAUAAUAAUAAUAACUUUGAGAAUACAUA